AUGAUGUCAAGCCACCACCAAGACGACCUCGAUUUGCUCCUUUCACUUCACGGUGAUAGGGUUCUUGAAACCCCUCCUCCUGCUUCUCCCUCCUCACCUUCAACCUCACCAGGUUACCUCUCCGAUGAUGACUUUCCCAACCAAAGGGAGAAGACUGAUAUGUCCGUAUUCAGAAAUGCUGUUGAAGAUUGCCUUCCUUACGAACCCCCUAAAUCUAAAAAGAAACCUAUUAACACUAAUGAUGCCCUCCUCGAAAAGUUUUCAGGUCUUCGAAUAAGGAACCAAUUGUUAACCUCUGCUGAGCUUAGGGAACGCUUCUCAGACAUUCGUUUUGUUCGGUUAUCAGUUAUCAAGAAUUUGUUGAUUGGGGAUACUUUUUCUGGAAGUUGGGUGACUGUUGGAGUAUUGACCGAGAAGGGGAUUCAGAAAACAAGUUCAACGGGGAAGAGUUAUUGUAUAUGGAAAAUUGGGUGUUUGGAUCAAAAUACUGUUUCUCUUUUCUUGUUUGGUGAUGCUUAUCAGAGGAACUUGCAAGAGCAGGCGGGAACAGUCUUUGCACUCUUUAAUUGUUCUGUCCGCAAGGAUGCAGCGGGUAAUGGUUUUUCUUUGAGUAUAUUUUCCCCUAGUCAAAUUUUGAAGAUGGGCACCUCUGUUGAUUAUGGAGUUUGCAAAGGGAAAAGAACGGAUGGGAUGACUUGUACGCUGGUCAUAAAUAAACGCCAUGGGACGUAUUGUAAAUAUCAUAAAUCAACAGCAUCACAGAAAUAUUCGACAACGCGAACUGAACUCAAGGGAGGAAAUUUAAGGACAGCCGUUAGGCCUAGGGAUUAUCUCAGAUCAGAAGGAAUUUACUUAGUUGACCCUCUUGCUGACAAAACAAACGGGAAAAAGUCUCAGCCAUUGAAAUUGUUGUCUGUGGAUGGUCUCAAAAAGGCAUUGAGCAAUGCAGGAAAAGUAACAACAAAUACACAUUCGCAAGGGAUUAGAUUUCUUUCUGAGGUUGCAGGCAAAUUGGGUUCUAAAAUAAUAAAGAAAGGACCAAAGACUCCAAAUGAACAAAGCAAUUGCACAGAGAAGAGGAAAUCAUCUUUUAUGAACGUGGGAUCCAAUGCAGUCAUGAGAAACCAACCCUUGGAUGUAAAAAGAAUAAAAACAGAUGGGCAAGCGUCGGUCGAUAAAACCACAAAAAGUACAGGAAAGAUGAUUGAAUUAGAUCUUGUUAGUUCGGAUGAUGACUUCUGA
Messenger RNA from Gastrolobium bilobum, 1242 nucleotides. RefSeq lists its product as uncharacterized. Bases 1 to 1242 code for a protein of 413 amino acids. Gene Ontology annotation, biological process: DNA replication; DNA replication initiation. The record is from RefSeq and is a predicted model, not a curated record. Gene Ontology annotation, molecular function: DNA replication origin binding; single-stranded DNA binding. Gene Ontology annotation, cellular component: nucleus; replication fork protection complex. The transcript has 11 exons. NCBI's taxonomy places the organism in Eukaryota, Viridiplantae, Streptophyta, Magnoliopsida, Fabales, Fabaceae.